Molecule: messenger RNA, 594 nt
Organism: Actinia tenebrosa (Australian red waratah sea anemone)
Lineage: Eukaryota; Metazoa; Cnidaria; Anthozoa; Actiniaria; Actiniidae
Source: RefSeq, a predicted model, not a curated record
GUGGAUCAGAUGGUGAGACAUCAAAGAACGAGCUCUCCUUUGAACAGCAAGAAAUAGUGUAAGAAAAGAACACCAUCAGAACCUCGAAGAUACUAAGACAUUAAUUACUAAGGAGACCUCUUUUUGGAGACUGAUUCAACAUGACAAAACUCAUUCAUCUUGCUGCAUUCAUUUUCAUUUUAUCCAUGGUUUGUGCUGAUGCUUUCCAUAUAGGCGUUGGUAAGGUUGGUCGAAGAAGGAAGAGAACAGUCAAGCUGUCUGACAAUCUUCAGGAUGCCUUACAAGAUUUGUGCCUGUUCACCAAUAAGCACUGUAAUGACGUCGACAGUAAACGUGAUGAACCACAAGCCCUUGCUGUCCUCUUAAUGCAUGCAAGAAAAGGAAAAUCUGAAAAAAACGUUCAAAAAACACUGAAGAUCGUUUGUAAUGCCUCAAAUAGCGUGUGCGAGCCUUCUGUACAAAGAUCAAAACGGUCAGAUACGUUACUAUGGCUACAAGAAAAGAAACAUCGACGCCCUAUUUUUACAGUGACUUCAUAAUGGCAUAAAUAUUGUGACUAUAUCUAAUUGGAUUACAUGUGAAUGAUUUUUUUAA